Musca vetustissima is the source of this 4025-nucleotide messenger RNA. RefSeq names its product sterol regulatory element-binding protein 1 (gene SREBP). The transcript has 9 exons. Lineage: Eukaryota; Metazoa; Arthropoda; Insecta; Diptera; Muscidae. The coding region runs from base 4 to 3987 and encodes 1327 amino acids. Gene Ontology annotation, cellular component: nucleus. The record is from RefSeq and is a predicted model, not a curated record. Gene Ontology annotation, biological process: regulation of transcription by RNA polymerase II. Gene Ontology annotation, molecular function: DNA-binding transcription factor activity, RNA polymerase II-specific; protein dimerization activity; RNA polymerase II cis-regulatory region sequence-specific DNA binding.
GAUAUGGAUCCAUCUUUAGAUAUGGAUCUAAUGUCCAGUGGCAUGGUUGAGUCGUUGGAUCUAUUUAAAGAUGAGGAUGCCUUAACCAUAAUUAAGGAAAUGAUGUCACCGGACAUGUUGAAAAACUUUCUCGAUGACAUCGAUCAAGUUCAGCUGCCCAAUGAAUUGCUUGCUAAUAUGGAUUGCCCCAUGAUGGAUAGUCCAAAUAUUAAGUCCGAACUACUUACCAUGGAUACCAGCAAUCAACAACAACAACAAUAUCGGCCGCAGCAGCAACAACAUGCUCAACAACAUAUUAAACAAGAAAAUCUAUCACCCUUGCAGAUGUCACCGCAGCAUAAUCAUGAUAUGGGUGCAUCACCUGUUUAUAAACCACUGCUAUCCUCUGAUCCUCUUAUGGCUUCAAAUUUUAGUCCCCUACCACCAAUGUCCAGCCCAUCCAUGUUACCAUCACCUGGCGGUUUAUUACAGCCACAAAGAUCCAAUACUCCCCAGGGGGUGACUUCGACAACACCCAUGUCGAAUAGGCAUCAUCAAAUCAGUCAGCAGCAGCAUUCUCCCAAUCUUUUACAACAAAUGCAAAUGGAUACUACAACAACAACAUCGGCAAAUAUGGUCAAUAAUGGAAAUAUAAUAUUACAACAACAACAACAAAUUAAUAAUCCAAAUACAAACACAUCGGCAACAUUGCAAUUGGCAACUGUUGCUGCCAGCGGUGGUCAUCAUCAUCUGGAUCUGAAUAAUCAGACCAUGAAUGGUCUGCCGCCCUCAAUUAUUUAUGCCACAUCGGCGGCGGGUACAGCUACCGGAACAGUUGUUAAUGGCAACAAUACAUUUAUAUUGCAGUCAGCUGUACCUCCACCUACAACAACAAACAAUAACAAUAAUCUGACACAUGAGAAAAAAGUACAAAUCCCUCUGGGUAGCAAUAGCAAUACAGGUGCCGUUCUUAAAGGCUCCAUAGCAUCGCAACAACAACAGCAACAAUUUUUGAAAAAAAUCCAAACCCUACCACAAAUUUUAACUGUGCAAAGUAUUGGAACUGUUGCAGCCGCAGCCAAUGGCAAUGCCAAUGAUAAAUCACAGGCCGCCAACGGAAUUCCAACCACAACCUUAAAGUAUACCACAACUCAAUCUCAGCAGCAACAACAACAGACAACAAUUCAAACCCAAGCCCAUCCGCAAGCACCACAAGUGAUUAUACAAACCAAUCCGGUGAUGUAUACCACAGCCAAUGGUACGGCAAUAUUGGCAUCGCAUAUACCAGUCGUAUUGGAACCCGUAACCGCAUCUGUUGCCACUACCAACUCCUCACCAUCUUCAUCGCCCGGUUUGACAGCAGGCAACCACCAUCAACCUCAACAGUCGGGACAAUCACCGCCGCAAGAUAAAUUACCCAUAAAUCGUAGUCCCCAAUCGCAAUCCCAACCGCCCCAGCCCAAGGUAAAGGAGGUUAAACGUUCGGCCCACAAUGCCAUCGAACGUCGCUAUCGUACCUCGAUCAAUGACAAAAUUAAUGAACUUAAAAAUCUGGUCGUUGGCGAGUCGGCGAAGCUCAACAAAUCCGCAGUUUUACGUAAAUCUGUCGAUAAAAUUCGUGAAUUGCAACGUCAAAAUUAUGAGCUGCGUAUGGAGGUACAACGUCUGCAGGGUGAAUUGAUGUCACGUGAUGGUUCCAAGGUACAAGAUCUAUUACAUCCAUCGUCGGUCAGUGCUGGUGGUUCGGGUGGCAAAAAACGCAAAGCCUCCUCCAUUGAGGGUCUUAUUAUGUAUGGCAAAGAAGCUGCUAAUCUAAUGACACCACCACGCAGCGAUGAUUCAGAUCCAUCGCUAUCACCCAGCCAUUCAGAUUCAUCAAUGCCACCAUCACCCUACGACAGUUCCAGUUCAUCAACGGCCAGUGUUAAGGAUGGUGACAUUGAAAUGUUACCGAAAUCUAUGCAAGGAAUGGCUGCCCAUUCUCGGCUGGCUUUGUGCAUGUUUAUGUUUGCCAUUUUGGCCGUGAAUCCAUUUAAGAAUUUCUUGGGUAAUACGGGACUGGGCGGCAGCGGAGAAUAUAUGUUCGAUGAUGAUGAUCUGGUUGGACAGAGGAAAAUAUUAUCGGUGGAUGAUGCAGAUAUGGGUGCCAAGAUUUGGGCCAAUUCCACCUCUUCCUUGAUAUUAUGGACCAUGAAUAUAUUGGUGAUGUUAAUGUGUAUGAUAAAACUUUUGGUCUAUGGUGAUCCUUUGCUGGCAUCCGAAACCCAAGCAUCCGAAGCCUAUUGGAAACACAAGAAACUGGCCGAACAAUAUUUCAAUACAGGCGAUUCUAAGAAUGCCUAUUCGGAAUAUCUGCGCUGCCUGCAAAUCUUCGGCAUUUCAUUGCCCACCACACGUUUGGAAUCCUUUACCCUGACUAGCUGGCAAUUUAUACGUCUCUUCUUUCAUCGUAUAUGGAUCGGUAGGGCAUUGUCACGUAAGGCAGGUGGCCUCUUCUGCAGUGAAGAACAACGUAAAGAGGCAUUGGCAUCGGCCCGUGAAUUGGCGCUGAUCUUCAAUCGUCUAAAUCAAUUACAUUUGACAUCGAAAAUUAAUGAUUCCCACGGCCUGGUUAUGUCUUUGUAUGCCAUCAAUAUGACCGAAGUGGCUGCCCACCUCCUGACACCCAGUGAGUUGGCUAGCAUUUUUAUAACAUCGGCCCUGCGCGUGAAACGCAGCUAUCCAAGUUAUUUGAAAUUCUUUGGUCGCUAUUUCAUCAGUCGGGCCAAAACGGAAAAUUCCAAAAUUCACGAUCAAACCCGUGAGACACAUUGGCUAUUCACUUCGUACGGUUAUCGUUAUUUUAUCACCCACGAUUUUGAUUUUGUCGAGAAUGUAGAGAAGGAAAAUCCCUCGGCUUCACUGUUUGCUACCCUCAGCAACCCUUCGGAUCCAAUGUCGUAUGUGGUAAAACAUUAUCGUGAACAUUUACUUCUCCGUGCGAUACAAUGUUUAUUGGGCUCCUCAGGUGGUGGCGGUCAUAAGAAUCAUAAUAAACAGCAGCCAAGUGGUGGUAAGGGAAAUGGAUCUACAGACACCAGCUCCUCUGCACCAGCACCCGGUACCAUUGUUAGCAAUGUCUUGAAAUAUACAUCUCUACUGCGUGACACCUUGUCCAAUGAAAAUAUGGAUAUAAAAAGUGAAUGGUGGUCUAGUGUAUUGGAAAUUUCCGUACAUUGGCUAUUGGGUGAAGACACUUUGGCCGAUAAUCUAUUGGAAACAGUGAAGACGUUACCGAAACCAUUGCUCGAAAGUGGUGAUCAUUUGCCAAAGGCUUUGCAUACAAUUCUGAAGGCGAAGGCAAUGUUAAUGGGCAACAAUGCCAACACCUUGGAAAGUCGGGACAUACAAAAAAUAAUGCAUAUAUGUGAUGAGUCCAGUGCCUAUUUGCAGGAAUGUUUGACCGUCAAUAAAAUCACCAAUGCCAAGGGUAUUAAAUUGCUUUUCCAAUUACUUACCUGUGAUUGGAUAUUGGAAACACGCACCGAACUUUGGGAAUCCGAAUAUAUGACCAUUGAUGAUGAUGGCUAUUAUCAGGUACCCGGUGAUGUAUUGGAGAAAUUCCAAAAGGAUUUGAAUUCAUUGCGCAGCAUUGUUGAGGAUAUACCGAGUGGCCAGUCCCGCAUCUAUUUAUAUGAAGCUGUAUGCCGUCUCAUGGCUGGUGCCUCGCCGGGGCCAACACAACAACUAUUGGAUCGUAGUUUGCGCCAUCGCCAUGCCCGCUCCUCAAUCAUUUGCGGUGGCAAAGAUAAAAAUCACAAUUUGGAGGGUGGUGAAAGGGAACGAGCGGCUGCUAUGUAUGUGGCCUGCAAAUAUUUACCCUCAGCUCUAUUAUGCUCACCAGGUGAACGGGCCGGUAUGUUAGCGGAGGCCGCAAAAACAUUGGAAAAAGUUGGCGAUAAACGUAAACUGAAGGAAUGCUAUCAACUGAUGAAAUCUUUGGGCAGUGGUUCUGCUGUUACUAAUUAAAGACUUUAUUUGAAAAAUACACUUAUUUUUAUUAGUUU